UUGAAAAUUCUUGUUUUAGCAGUGAAGUUUGGUUUGAAACUGGUAGACUUGUUGCAACCCCAUUUGUUGAGUUUGGUGAGGAAGAAAUACUAGAGAUAAGAAAAAAGAUAACUACUUUUUCAUGAAGGGUCAAAAAAGAAAGAAACUGAAGUCUUUUUCACUUGUAAUUAAUCAAGAAUUGGAUGUUUUCAUCAUCCUAUAAGUAUGCAGUAGUUCAAGUUUAUGAUCAUAAAUUGAGAAUGGCAGAGAUGCAGAAACUUGAGAGGCUAAAAGCUGCCAAAGAAGUUCUGAGGUGCAGCUUGGAGGAAUCGAAAGAAUUAGCCUUUCGAAUUGGUGAAAGCGGGCCGAGACUAGAGAGGAUGAGCCAGAGAUUGGCAUUGCUAGAAACCACCAUGAAUGCCAUAUCAACAAAAUGGAAGCUUUAUGAGAUCAAAGGUCCAUUAGACCAGGCUUUUGGUCUUUCUGCUUCUAUUGUGGACAUGUUUGAAGUGAUCUGCAGUUUGGAAAUCGCGCUGUCUUCUGAUCUUUCUUCUCCGGGCUUGCUUGCUUACCUGACUACUGUCAAGUACACUGAAGAUGCACUGAGGUUCCUCACUGGCUACUGCAAAUUGGCGAUUCCCUGGCUGGAAGACGCGCAGCAGAUUCUCGAGAGCAAUAAGUCCAUUGCAGAUCAUUGGUACCUUAAAAAUGUCACGAAAUGUCUGCUGGCACUUGAAGAAUUGCAGGCCAUGGAGGAAAGGUUUAAACUGAGAGGAGGAGCUCUAAUGCCUGCAUUGGACAAACUGGAGAGUGAAUUCGCGAGGCUCUUGCUGGAUAACCGGUCUCAUCCUUCUGUUGACACACCCCCUUUACCUUUACCUUUCCCCGAGCCUGUUCUUGAGAAAGUCCAAGCCAUCGUCGAAAGAUUAGGGGCUAAUGAUCACCUCGAGAACUGCAUUUCUGUUUAUGUUGAGGUCCGGAGCUCAAACGUGAGAGAAACCCUGCAGGCUCUGGAUUUGGAUUACCUGGAAAUAUCAUUGACAGAGUUAGAUAGCCUCCAGAGCCUAGAAGACUGCAUAGACCAGUGGGGAAGGCACCUGGAAUUUGCAGUGACAUAUGUGUUGGAGAUUGAGCACAGGCUUUGUUCCGAGGUUUUUCGAAACGUUGGCUCAGAUACCUCGAUGGAUUGCUUUGCCAAGAUUGCUGUCCAGUCAGGCAUUCAAUCUUUCUUCAAAUUUGGGAAUUCAGUGGCUAGGAGCAAGAAGGAAGCCAUCAAGCUGCUGAAACUUUUGGACAUUUUUGCAGCUCUUAACAAGCUCAGAUCAGAUUUCAACCGACUUUUCAAGGGGAAAUCCUGUGCAGAAAUCAAGAAUCAGACGAGGGAUUUGAUCAAGAAAGUCGUGGAUGGGGCGUGCGAUAUUUUCUGGGAACUUUCCCUCCAAGUUGAGCUGCAACUCCCAUCUAGUCCCCCAGGCGAUUGCGGGGUUCCCAGGCUGGUUACCUUUGUCACAGACUUCUGCAACCAGCUACUCGAGGAUGAGCACUGGAAAACUUUGCUCCAAGUUGCUGAGAUUCAUCACGGGUGGAACCACAAGUCCUUCUCGGAGAAUCUUCUCUCGGGCGAGAUUCACAGCAUAGUGAUCGCGCUGGAGAGGAAUCUGGAGACGUGGGCAGGCGAAUACAAGGACAGCACGCGCUCCUGCCUCUUCAUGAUGAACACCAAUUGGUACCUCGGCAAGUACACAAGAGGAACAAAGCUUGCUGACAUAAUGGGACAAGAAUGGCUAAGAGGGCAUGAGGAGUACAUGGAGUACUACGAAGCAGUUUACCUUAACGAGAGCUGGGGAAGGCUCCCGGCCCUCUUAUGCAACGAUGACAUGGCAUUCGAUCACGUAGCAGCCAACCGGGCACUCACAGAAUUCACAGCAGCCUUUGACAGCAUGUGCAAAAGACAGUCCAAUGUUGUACUGUGUGACAAGGGGCUGAAAUGGAGAACAUGUGAGCUCGUUCUUCGGGCCGUUGUUCCUCCAUACAAGAGUUAUCUGGAAAGCUAUGUGCCCUCAAUAGAACACAAGACAGGCUGCAGAAUUGAUGUGAAAUACACACCAGAAAGCCUGCAGAGCAUGGUGAGUUCUCUGUUUCAGCCAAAAUUUGGGAAGCUUGGGAACACCAAAUGCACAGAACUUGUCAACAAGGUCAACAAUGUCAUUGCUAAUCCAAUCUCCUCAACUCCUGCAGCUGCAUGAUCAUGUUGAUAUGCAUAAUGCAUAACCACUGAUUAUCGUAGAAACAGUUGAUUUACAUCCCGCGAUUAGGUUAAGUACAUGGUUUAAUAUAAUCUAUGCUCCUGAUCAUGUUUCAGAUGAUGUGUGUCUUCUGAUACAGUGAAUUGCAGUGUCUCAAACAUGAGCAUGUAAAUCAUAACACUGCUUUAGGGCUAUACAUACUGUUGAAGUGCAUAAAUGGCAUUCACAUAUUACAUCUCAAGUUAUGAAGUCUUUUGUUUUUUUUUUGA
Messenger RNA from Ipomoea triloba (trilobed morning glory), 2494 nucleotides. RefSeq names its product exocyst complex component EXO70A1-like. The transcript has a single exon. Gene Ontology annotation, cellular component: exocyst. Bases 183 to 2225 code for a protein of 680 amino acids. Gene Ontology annotation, biological process: exocytosis. NCBI's taxonomy places the organism in Eukaryota, Viridiplantae, Streptophyta, Magnoliopsida, Solanales, Convolvulaceae. The record is from RefSeq and is a predicted model, not a curated record. Gene Ontology annotation, molecular function: phosphatidylinositol-4,5-bisphosphate binding.